Molecule: messenger RNA, 4635 nt
Organism: Orbicella faveolata
Lineage: Eukaryota; Metazoa; Cnidaria; Anthozoa; Scleractinia; Merulinidae
Product: carboxyl-terminal PDZ ligand of neuronal nitric oxide synthase protein-like
Molecular function (GO): nitric-oxide synthase binding
Source: RefSeq, a predicted model, not a curated record
UAAAAGAUCAUAAAAGGGAAAAUAAAUUAAGCCGUAGUCCCGCGGUUUUAUUUCGGUACAAAGUCGUAACAUUUUCGUAACGCCGAAAUUUUACACCGAAGAGCCGACGGCCGCCGAAGCAUCACUUGAUGCAUGCAAACCACAAAUGUUAUCGUUCGUUGUGUUUAUGCUUUCAGUGGUGCCAGGGCUGUAUUAUAUGAUUUGCGGCGCCUUUAUGAUAAGGAAGACGAAUGAUCGGUGAAUUAAUCGUAACUAAAAAUGCCGGGAAAACUACGAAGGAAUGAGUACGACCUGGUUGAAGAAGCUUAUGACAGCAAGUCUCCCGUACACAACGAGGAUGCCUUCGAACAUGGGAUUGUCUUCAGAGUUAAGUAUAUUGGGACGAAGGAAAUUCAGAAACCAAGCAGCCGAGCUGAAAUUGUCACUUCAAUGCGACGAAUACGGUAUGAACACAAAGUUUAUGGAACCAAGAAAACACGGACAGAAUUAUCAGUGUCUGUGAGUGGAAUAAAGGUUGUUCACAAGGAAGAUGUGAAGCGUGGCUGGAUCACACACCAUAAAAAGAAAGACUUUGUGGAAACAGAAGUUAUGCAUUAUCCUAUAAACAGAAUCUUUUAUGUGUCACACGACUCUCAGGAUUUGCAGAUCUUUAGUUUUAUUUCCAAAGAUGAUGACAUUUUUAAAUGUAGUGUAUUCAAAGCAAGUAAUAAGGCAGAUGCUGUACAUAUUGUAAGGACGGUUGGUCAAGCUUUUGAGGUGUGUCAUAAGAGAACUUUAAGCCAAACGGAGGAAGAUAAUAACGUGAAGACUGAACAAAACACUCAAGAAGUUGAUGGAGCAAAAACUGAUGCACCCAUGGAGACAGAAGUGAUAAAACCUGCUGGUGGGCAGAUGAAUUUCUCGUCAGAUGUUACAGGUAUAUGGACCAGUAAGGACGGCCAGCCUGAUGCUGAUCCUGGCAUUGCACCCUUAACAAUUCAACAGUUACGUCAAAUUUAUCAACAACAGCUAGACCAUCAACGACAAGAGACACAGGCAGCCCAGGCACAGAUUAAGCUUUUAACACAGCAGCUUGAUAGUGAGGCUGCUGCAAGGCAGCUUCUACAGAGUCAAUUAGAUCAAGUGCUGAAGCAAAAUAAAGACUUGAUAGCAACAAUAACACAACUGGUUGAUCAAGUUCAGACUAUGCAGAACCAAAUGCGUGGUCAUGUUGAUUCUGGUGUUAGCCUCAGCCUUGACAUGGAUGGAAAGAUGCACUCACAAGCAUCCUUAUUUGUGGGUUCAUCUCCCGUCAAGGAUAGCAACACAUCAGGAGCGGCUGUAUCAAAGCGCCAGCUUCUUGGUGAACCAGUAUUCCCCACAAUCCCUCCUCCUGCUGUUACCCCAAGCCCAGUGAUGUCUCAUCGAAGUGAAAUGGAAGCUCUAGACGGCAGCAUUUCUUCAUUGCAGUCAAGCAGUAAAGUUGCAAGUGCAGAAUCAUUUCUCCGCAGUGGUGCAGUAGCUGAAAGCAGUCCACUUCCUACCCUUGUUGACUUGAGUGCCUCUGAUCUUGAAAUGGUUGAACCAAGGCAUGAGCCAUUCCCUCAACAGUUUCUUCAGUUUGUGUUUGACAAUUCUUCAAACUCUGAACCUGGAAGAGGUACUUCAGCCAGUAAUGGAAGUUUAACACAAUUCAGUGGAGUUAGUAGUCGAGCUAAUACAUCUUUGCCUCAAAACAACAGUGUGAAAUCACCAGUUUUAAAUGGCAACUCUUAACAUAAUAUUUUGUAGUCUCCUAGACUGAGUAUUAUUAACUUAACUCAUUAACCAAGAGUGAGGUCUUAAUGGAAAAAUGUCAAACCAAACCUUGCCAUAUUGACUGAGUGAUAACCAGGUCAAUAUGGCAAUACCAAGGUUUGAGAUUUUCCCAUAAAGACCGAAUGUUCGAGGUUAAUAAGUUAUUUAUUGCAUGGCUUUUUGCUUUUUCUUCACAGGCAUAAGUGGCCUGUGGGAAUUAUGGGAGAAUAAUGCCCUAGAGUUAGCCAAAUUAUCAGGGUGUGUGUUAUAUUGGCAACAAACACAGGCCAUAUAAUAAACGUUGAAUUGUUUUCACACACCAUGUCAUACACUUCAGGCCACUGUGCUCAAGUUUUGUUUUUCUAUACCAUGUAAACUUUACAAAAACGAAAAAACAAAAUCUUGGUUGUCAUGGUCUGUUGGAAAGACAUGAAAAACUCACUUCAAUUCCAUUCUUAUAUAUUACAGGAGCACUAUUAUGAGCAUGGCUUUCAAAAGUCAAAAUUCAGAAGACAAUGUUUGCAUCGAGGGACCUUAUUAAUAAUCUAGUUUUGUUUAAGUACAUCAAUGGUCUAAAAGGGGUGUUAUCAUGAUUUACGCAUGUAUUGAUGGCUUCAAUCUCACAUUAAUUGAGAACCUAUGGCAGAUCAAUGCUUUCAAAUUCAAAAGUCAUUUGUUUACACUCCAUUCAAAAAUUCUUGUUAAUAUUUUCACUUUGGUGUUCUAGGUGCUUUUGUGUAUGGACAAAACUAAUUGGUGACACUCAACCAAAAAUGAAGCAAAAUCAUUGUGAUAGUGCCCCAUUUGAGGGAGCUCACAAGAGAAAAACUAGGGAACUUGAUAAUUUUAAAAUUUUUCUACCGUGGUAGCAAAAAUAUUUAGGCAAGGUCAAUGUUAAUAGGAAUCCAAUUUUUAUGCACUAAUUUUGUAUUAAUAUUUUUCAAUUGAUUGUACAUAACACCUGCAGAAUCAUUGCAGUGUAUAGAAUAUAUAUAUAAUUGCUAAAAAGUUUUGCUAGUAUAUCCAUCAUUUUUAUUUUUAAGGUCUGAAUAAGUUCUAUUUGUACAGCUUACAAAAUGAUGCAAUCCAGUUUUUAUCAAUCUUUUUACAUCUAGGAAGCAUGUUUCUCACAAAUUUGUUGGAACAUUAUGAGUACUGAAUAUGUAGUGCAUAUAUAGGUGGGUAGACACUAUUUUCCCUUGAAUUAUACUUUUUACAUGUUUUCACCACAAAUGUUGAUCAUUCAGUGAUACUUUACAUUACUGAUGUGCUUCAAUACCCUUUAACUCCAAGAUUCAUUUAGCAUAAGAAUUUGUGGUUGAAACAGAACUAUCUUGACUGGCUGAUCAAAUGAAAGCUUUACAAUUUUUCCAGGGCUAAGUUAAUUCAAGAGGUUUGUUUGUUUGUUUACACUAGAAGGUCAAGGGUUGGGUUAAAUGCACUUUUUUACCACAUGAUGUACAUUCAAGAAGUACACAGCCAUUCAUGUUUUUGCAAACAUUCACUCCCUUUAUUGUUAGAUAUUAAAAUCUAGCAGCCUAGCAGUCAUUUCCUUUCUUAGAAUACCAGAGGUGUUUGGAAACAUGGGGCUCGAGAUUCAGUAAACAAAAAGAAAAUGGUGCAGGGCGGGCUUUGAGCAUUUAUGUACCUUUCACACUCUUCAAAUGGAAACAGUUGCUAGGCAGGCUGCUGCUUUGUUAAUUCCAUAAAAUAUACAACUUGACAAUGAUUGCAAAAGUAAUUCAAUUUUUAGUUUACUCAACAUAUUCAGACAUUUGUCACAGGUUUCUCAACACUUUUAUCGCAAUAUCUUACAAUAAGUUGGAAAAAAUUUAUAGCAAAGCUAGUCCUUAAAUUUUAACUUUUAAAACUAUUUUCUACUAAAAAGAGAAAAAAAAAAAGAAAAAUUGGAUUGUGCUGUAAUCUUUCAGGUAAGAAUAUUGAAAUAGUGCUAUUAAGCUUUGUUAGGGCCUCCACAGACUAAACACUAAGUUGUCAAUAACUAUUUGUUAUCAACAACUAAAUUAUUGAAAAGUAAAAAAAAAAGGUAGUGUGUGGGAGGAGUUGUCGACAACUAUACACUAGAUUUUUAGCUAUGGACAAUUAAGCGGUUUCCCUUUUCAAGAAAGGAAUCUGCUUUAGUUGCUGACAUCUACAUUGUGAAAUUUUCCCAUGUGUGGGAAUCAUUGGUUUAGUAGUUGACAACUAUCAAAACUGCAUUGUCAGUGGUUUUUUGAUGCAUAUUGUGUUUUCAGCAUGCCUAGUGAACAUUAGUUUCCAUGGUCUCACUGACCCGAUUUAGACAUUGACAACUAAAACCAUAAUCUGUGAAAUGUUCACAUAGGACACAAAUGAUAACAUUUAGUUCACCUUCACCUAACUUCUUGUGCCAGAGUGGCGCACAAGGCCUCAGAUGACAAAUAGUUGCUGACAACUAAGUGUCUAGUCUGUGGAAGCCCUUAGUAUUUAAUUGGAUCAUCUGCUGGUGCCAAGUUUGAUCACACAAUUUAAUAUAUACAUUUUUUGACACAACUUUAGCUUGUGAAAUUCCAGCGAGAGGGUAUUGAUUUUAGACAGUAGCUUACUCAAUUUGUGUGGUGCCAAAAAAUAUUCAUACCUACCCUGGCAUGGAAGGUCAUUGGAAAUUGAGGUGUGGAGUGGUCUCCAAACCUUAAAUUUUUUAAAGGAAAGGGUGAAGCAUAACUGGAAUUUCUGGAGGGGUGGGGAGGGUUCAAAAAUUGUCCAUGAGGAGGGCAUGGAUAUAUUUUGGAACAACACAUUGUAAUUUUUGGAUGGCUAAUCAAGAGCACUGCAUAAUAUAACAUAAAUGAAAAUAAACACCAAUGGAGACUGCCUGUA